GCCGGGACCGGCCCUUUCAGGAGGCAACGAAACCCCGGUUCGGUCCCGCUUCCGAAGCGCUUCGCGCACUCCGUUUCCGGACGCGUUGCCCCACUUUCUGAGAACUGAGCGACAACCAGGCGCCGCCGGGAUGCUGGAGGCGGCGGACCCGAGCGGCCACUCCCGGCAGCUGCUGCUCCAGCUCAACGCGCAGCGGACCAAGGGCUUCCUGUGCGACGUGAUCCUGGUGGUGCAGAACGCGCUCUUCCGGGCCCACAAGAACGUGCUGGCGGCCAGCAGCACCUACCUCAAGGCCCUGGUGGUGCACGACAACCUCAUCAACCUGGACCAGGAGAUGGUCAGCCCGGCCGUCUUCCGCGCCGUCCUCGACUUCAUCUACACCGGCCGCCUGGAGGCGGACGAGGAGGCGCGGGGCCGGCGGCAGAAGGAGGGCGGCCUGGACCCCAAAGCCGAGGCCUCCCCGGGGCGCCGCUGCUUCGAGGGCGGGCCCGAGGACCGGGAGUGCAACAGUCCCAGCGAGGAGACGGGCGGCGGCAGCAGCGGCGGCGGCUCCCCAUCGCCGGCGGGCCGGAGCCACAGCCUGGAGCGCUACCUGGACUACGACGACGACCCGGAGAGCCUGGGCGGGAGCAACCUGGCGAAUUGA
This is a messenger RNA of Pogona vitticeps (central bearded dragon), 646 nucleotides long. The record is from RefSeq and is a predicted model, not a curated record. NCBI's taxonomy places the organism in Eukaryota, Metazoa, Chordata, Lepidosauria, Squamata, Agamidae.